AUGUCCCUUCUGAGAGAGCAGAAGGGAGAACUAUACACCCAAGAUGACUCCGACACUCCGGUCUUGUCUUCUUUCGAACAGAAACAGCCGUUCCCCCCUCUACCGCCCGACGAACUCGAAACACAUGGAGAUACCCCGGACGAUAGCUACCCGCAAGAUGAUCAGGACCUAGCUUCCUCGCACCCCGAUCCUGAAGUGGAAGACGACGUGGACUUUCAUUCGCACUACUCUCUGGAAGACCAAUCUUUCUCAGAUGCCUCGACAGACUCGAACGAUGACCAAUCGCCAGAAGAUGGCAUUGCGAUGCACCACCCUUUCCGGCAGUCGGCCAGUUCUCUCCACGGGCCUAACGCUUUUGCGCCUCCCUUCUACAAUCGACCUCCCACACCUUUACCACCGUCUCCUUCACUGACGUCUCUCCUUCGGCCCCCUUUUUCUACUACUACUUCACGACCGACCACUCCCGACAGCUCCGACGUUGAAACGCCAAAUGACACUGAAGCAGCUGUUGCGAAGUCGGCGCGGAGGGCAACAACUGUUCCUAGGGCGAGCCCCAAGGUUCCGACCUACGAAUAUUAUGGCUUUGUUCUCUACCUCGCAUCCUCAUUGGCAUUCCUGAUCUACAUUCUGUGGUCUUACCUCCCCUCGCCUUUCUUACAUCAGCUUGGAAUAUACUAUUAUCCGAAUCGAUGGUGGUCAUUGGCUUUCCCUUCCUGGCUAGUUAUGUCGAUCAUCUAUCUCUACGUCGCCUUGGCAUCUUACAACACCGGAUACCUUACCCUACCGAUGAAUAGCGUGGAAAAUAUCGUGGACGAAGUGGCCAAUAUCGCGGUCAUCGACGGAAAGGGCAGACGGCGGCCAGGCGGUGCUGCAAAAAUGCGGCCUGGAGCUACCUCAUUCCAGAUUAUGGGGCCGCAAAACCGCAAAGUCAAUUGGAGGGAGAUUUGGAGUGAAGGGACGGACGCUGUCCUGGACGUUCCUGUGGGGGGAGUAUGCGAAGUACUAUACGGACAAGAAAGACAUGGCGAAGAUGAUGUUUGUGAAGAAAGUCCGGAUUUGUAG
Molecule: messenger RNA, 1062 nt
Organism: Aspergillus mulundensis
Lineage: Eukaryota; Fungi; Ascomycota; Eurotiomycetes; Eurotiales; Aspergillaceae
Exons: 2
Coding region: 1-1062 (353 amino acids)
Source: RefSeq, a predicted model, not a curated record